GGAUGGUUUCGAGAAUGGCUGUUGUGUUGCUGAUUGGUUUUUUGGGGAUGUUUUAUCAGGCCACCCAACUUCCUCCUCCACAAAUUAAUGGCUCUUCCUCUUCUCCGGAUCUCCCUGUUUCUUCUCAGAGAAUCAGACUCAGUGAUGGAAGGUACCUUGCUUUCACUGAGAAGGGGGUUUCUAAAGACAAGGCCAAUUUCAAAAUCGUUGUCUGCCAUGGAUUUGGAAGCUCCAAAGACAUGACUAUUUUGGCAUCCCAAGAAUUGAUAGACGAGUUGGGGGUUUACUUUUUGCUCUAUGAUAGACCUGGGUAUGGUGAAAGUGAUCCAAAUCCCAAUAGCUCAGUCCAGAAUGAAGCAUCUGACAUUCAAGAACUGGCUGACCAGUUGCAAAUUGGUUCGAAAUUUUAUCUGAUCGGCGUCUCGAUGGGGUCGUAUUCGGCUUGGAGUUGCCUCAGAUACAUACCAGAGAGGUUAGCAGGCACAGCUCUUAUAGUCCCAUUAGUAAACUAUCAGUGGCCUUCACUUCCCUAUAGCCUCAUAAGGGAGGAUUACAGAAGAAAGGUUGUGAAAUUAGGAUUGUGGCUUUCAAACUAUGCCCCUGGGCUGUUGCAUUGGUGGGUGAGUCAGAAUUGGAUUCCUUCAACUUCCGUACUCGAAAAGAAUCCGAUAUUCUUCAACGAACAAGACAUCGAAAUCUUAAAGACGAUACCGGGCUUCCCGAUGCUCUCCAAGAGGAGGUUAAAGGAGCAACGCGUUUUCGACACCCUUCGGAGCGAUUUCAUGAUGGCGUUUGGCGAAUGGGAAUUUGAUCCAGCUAACCUAAGAAACCCGUUCCCUCGAAACGAAAGUUCGGUCCAUAUCUGGCAAGGUUGUGAGGACAAAGUUGUGCCAGUCCAGCUGCAAAGACAUGUUUCAGGGAAGCUUCCAUGGAUUCAGUACCAUGAAGUUCCUGAUGGUGGGCAUUUGAUUAUUCACUACAAAGGCUUAUUUGACACCAUUUUAAGAGCACUUUUACUUGGAGAAGACCCAGUUUCUUAUAGACCAAAACCUCUUACAGCAAAAGCCAUGUCUUAAAAUUUAAAGUCAGCAACUGAUUCUUUCAGAGAGACAGAAACAUAACAUUAAAUUUGUGAAGUUUGGAUCAGAUUCUGCAGGAAAACCAGAGACAGACAGAGAGUGGGUUUUCCAUAAAUUAAUUUUCAGAGGAAUAAAAAAAUGGUGUUCAAAUGUAAUGCAAUUGGUACGCAGUAGUUUAGAGACGUCUGGUCGAUGAUAUAUGCAUUAACUAGUUAAAUUAUAUUCGAGUUAGUUUGGAGUUUUUAAUUUUAGUUUGUGGAUGGAAACAAGACAUUCUUGUCUAAUCUUCUUAGGAGUGUUUGUUUUAUGCCUAGACAGUUGUAUUUUGUGAAUACGAUGAUACUAUUGUUUCUCA
This is a messenger RNA of Momordica charantia (bitter melon), 1434 nucleotides long. The record is from RefSeq and is a predicted model, not a curated record. NCBI's taxonomy places the organism in Eukaryota, Viridiplantae, Streptophyta, Magnoliopsida, Cucurbitales, Cucurbitaceae.